CAAAACCUCGAAGAAGAAGACAACAGAGACCAUAUUAUCUACACCACGCGUAACCCACCUUCACAACGCAGGUGUCGAAUUCCUCCGUCUCUCGUCGGGAGGCGUAUCCGGGGGUGUUUCCAUGGCUGGGUGGUUCUCUCCAACCAUCCACACAAUGACAAGUGGUCUCUUUGGAACCCUGUGAAUUCAAGGAUCAUACGCCUCCCCCGCUUGGUUCCAAAAAAAGUAGAGGGAGGUUUGAAGAUGAUCCAAGAAUGUUGUUUGUCAUCCCCUCCCGAUGAUCAUGGUUUGAUUUUCAUGUUAACAACUUUAAACGGCACCAUUAUCUUUUGUCGGCUAGACUGUAAAAGUAAGCGUUUAAAAUGGAUGGAAAUUUCAUACGCUGAACAGUUGGAGAGCAUAACGGGCUGUGAUCGUUUAUUGUGCAGCCUAACUUGUUGCAACGGUAAAGUAUAUGCCUUUAGUACUGGGCUUAGAAAGAAUUUUAUCAUACACAUUGAUAUUGUGGUUAAGGGUGCAGAAAUUGUGAUAAGUCUAUUGCCGUAUCUAACGGCCCCAACUUCUUACAUGAAUGGUUGUUCAACUUCCAUUCCUUUUCUUCACGGAUGUUGUAAUGAAUUGUUCUUUGUUAAACUAUGUCUUCGUGCGGUAGACCAUGUGGCAAAAGAAACAGUUGGUGGCGUGUGCGUGUGGAAACUAGACAUGACUAAUCUAAGAUGGGACGAAAUGAAAGAUCUUCAAGAUGAUGCAUUCUUUUUGGAUCUUGCUCAUGGUAACUCUGCGUUUUACAGCCCUGCAAUUGCCUCGGGGUUAGGGGGUUAUGUACACUUUCUUGAUAGAUCCGGAAAAGUGAUACACUCAUACGACUUCAAGAAUAAAACCAUAGCCUUAUCGUCCAUGCCAACAAGCCGUGCAUCAUUGUCGGAUCAUAGGUUACAAGGUGAUUGCGAAGAAAUCAAGUCUCAACAAGAAGAGCACAAAGAAUACGAGGUGGUGGUGAGGGAUGACGAGGUUGGUGGUAAUAGCACGAGCAUUGAAGAGAAUAUGGAGUCACGCCUUCUCAACAUUCCGUUUGAUGUUUUGAAGACGAUUAUGGAGUUUUGUGUCGGCGUAGAAUACCUAAACUUUCGUGCUACGUGCAAGCAGUGUCACUAAGCAGCAC
Molecule: messenger RNA, 1162 nt
Organism: Helianthus annuus (common sunflower)
Lineage: Eukaryota; Viridiplantae; Streptophyta; Magnoliopsida; Asterales; Asteraceae
Exons: 3
Coding region: 244-1155 (303 amino acids)
Source: RefSeq, a predicted model, not a curated record